ACUACUUUUAUAAGACGGGUUAUCCGCGACAACUAAUCCGUUAUUCUGCAACACGCCAUGUUCAAUGAUCGUGACUGAUUUUUUUCAUUGUUUUUAUAUGACAGUAAAUCAAGACACAGGUAUACAAAGUGGAAAUGGGCCUCCUGGAGCAGUGCGAGAAGUUGUUCAAGACGUCCAACCUGUACGAGGUGCUGGGCGUUGUGAAAGAGGCGUCGGAUGCUGAGGUUCGCCGCGCCUAUUACAAAGUAUCUCUGCAGGUGCACCCCGACAGAGCUCCCGAUGACCGGCGCGCCACCGAGAAGUUCCAGGCUCUGGGUAAGGUGUACGCCGUUCUGAGUGACAAAGAGCAGCGUGCGGUGUACGACGAGCAGGGCAUUUUGGACGAAGAGUCCGUUUCUGUGGACCAGGACCGUAACUGGGAGGAGUACUGGAGACUGUUAUUCCCCAAGAUCACGGUGGAGGACAUACUGAAUUUUGAAAAGAAGUACAAGGGCACAGAGGAGGAGCAGCACGACGUGUGCAGGCUGUACGUGCAGUUUGAGGGCGACAUGGACCAGAUCAUGGGCUCCGCGCUCUGCUGCACCCACGAGGACGAGCCGCGCAUCGCCACCAUCAUCCAGGGUGCCAUCGACGCCGGCGACGUGCCCACCUUCCGCACCUUCACCCACGAGAGCGACAAGAAAAAGAAGUCCCGCAAGCGAAGGGCUGAUAAGGAGCAGAAGGAGGCGGAGGAGAUGCAGAAGGAGAUGGGGGUGAACUCCGAGGACAGCCUGGUCGCGAUGCUGAAGCAAAGGCAGAAGUCCAGAGAACAGGGGUUCGACUCCUUCCUCUCCGAUUUGGAAGCGAAAUACUCCAAGAAGGGAGGGAAAGCCAGUGCCGGCAAGAAGGGGAAGAAGUGAUUUCCGGAUGUGUACAAGGACCGGGGCUCGUGCAUGUAGGAACUUGUUGAGUGGGAGGGACUGAUUGAAGAGAGGGCAAUGUAUCAGUCCCGAAAUUUAUUCAGGAGUGUUUGAAGGCUGCUGGCUGUUGGCUUCUGUGUUUGUGUGUGUGUGUGUGUGUGUGUGUGUACUGUGAUGGGAGUAAAAGUAUGCUGUACCCCUUCUAUCAUGCUCUAUGUCGGCUGUUCACCAUUCAGGUAGAGAUAACUGAAAAGUCUUGUAUAAACGGCUAAGAAAAAACAAAGUUUAUAGUUAGUGUCCAGUGGCAGCAAACACUCUGCUGUUCGACCUUAAGGAGCAUGCAGUGGGACAGGUCACUUUGAUAGGAGAUAAUCUUGUAACGUUAGCAGCUUGGGAUAGUGUUGCACCCGCAAGAUUUAACCCAUUUGUCCAAUCCCUAUUUUUUUGUACUUAAUGCGUUUUAUUUCUGUCAUACAUUCAAGACUCUAAGUUAGAAAUGUUUGAAGGAAAAUAAAGUUGAGUCUCACUCA
This is a messenger RNA of Paramormyrops kingsleyae, 1429 nucleotides long. RefSeq names its product DnaJ (Hsp40) homolog, subfamily C, member 9 (gene dnajc9). Gene Ontology annotation, molecular function: heat shock protein binding. Gene Ontology annotation, cellular component: cytoplasm; nucleus. The record is from RefSeq and is a predicted model, not a curated record. NCBI's taxonomy places the organism in Eukaryota, Metazoa, Chordata, Actinopteri, Osteoglossiformes, Mormyridae.